AUGGUGUUCACUCCUCAAAAACUUCCACCACUGCUUCUUCUUUUCUGUCUCACACUUUCAUCUUCAGUUCAUGCAAUCACGUAUUCUACCAAGUUAGAGCAACCACAAGUUUCUCACCAACCAUACACUGAAGUUAAGUGUGGAUCAUGCCCUUGCGGAAGUCCCUGCGAUGACCAACUUCUGUCACCUCCUCCUCCACCUCCUUCGCCGCCGCCACCGCUACCACUACCAGAGAUUUCCUCCCCCGAAAUUUGUGAUGAAUCACCGCCGCCGCCGCCACCUCCACGGCUGAGACCACCACCCUCACGACCUCCACCAACCCCGCCGCCGCCGCCAAGGUUCAUAUAUGUAAUCGCUCCUCCGGGUGAUGCAUAUGCAUACUAUUACUCUGCUGCUCAAAACAGAGUUCUGGGGUUGCUGGUUUUGGCUGCUCUGGGAGCACUAUCAGUCACUAUUUUGUUUGGAUAA
Vigna unguiculata (cowpea) is the source of this 468-nucleotide messenger RNA. The record is from RefSeq and is a predicted model, not a curated record. NCBI's taxonomy places the organism in Eukaryota, Viridiplantae, Streptophyta, Magnoliopsida, Fabales, Fabaceae.